UUGAAUCUGACAACUCUCACGACAACCUCACCUUCUCCAUCCCACAUUACCACACACAUUUUCCCGCUCGCCAGACCAUACCAAAUCACUCUACACACAUCCACAGCUCAGACCAAACCGCCAAAAUGCAUUUGAUGUACGUCCCCGCCAAGAACGCCGACGGCAAGCCGCUCGCGCGCCAGUACACCCUCAAGAAGGUCCUCGACGGUCAGGUCACCAAGAGCGCCCACCCCGCUCGCUUCUCUCCCGACGACAAGUGGUCUCGUCACCGCAUCACUCUCCGCCGCCGUUUUGCGACUAAGUUCCAUGUCAAUGCCGCCACCCGUCUUUUGUUCGCGUCCGGCGCGAGACUCGUCGCCCCGGACGAUGUCGACACCCACAACAACCUUGUUAAGAUGAUGGAAGACGAAAAAGACAAUUUCAGGAGAAAAACCGACAACUACAAGUUCAACGUCAAGGCCGCCGUCUUCUCCUAUAUGUUGGACCAACACAUGCUCAAGCAGGAGAACAAUUUCGACAAGAAGAUCAAGGCCAUGCUCGAGGCCAAUCACCCGGACGAGUACUAUCUGGACCAGUACUACAAGAUGGUCAAGAACAUGGAGAACUAAGCCGUUUUCAACAAAAAGGACGGCAACGCUCGCGGUAGCUACAUGAAGUAGUUGACCAACAACCUUCUCUUCUUGUCCGCCUAUCUGCUGUGCUCGACCAGUUUGUUCUUGCUUCCACGACCACGACCUCGUUUUUGGCCGCUGCUCUCCUGCAGCGUUAGCAUUUUAUUAUCCCGUUGGAUCUUCAAUCGAACCGAUCGUUGGCAGACGGUUUUCUUCCCUACUUGCAACAAUUUGGAAGUGGAAAUUGGCAAUCCACGACGACCGGGGGGCUUGCUUUGGUUUCAGAUAAUGACACACAAGACAAUGAUGGCAACCGACAGCAGCAGCGGCGGGAUGGCAACCGACUGACUGAACUGGCUUGUUUCGGAUUCUCUGGAUCCCGGAGAAACACCUUUCUGAUGCUUGAUCUAUAUUGCAUGUUUUUUUUUUUCUUUUCU
Neurospora tetrasperma FGSC 2508 is the source of this 1048-nucleotide messenger RNA. RefSeq lists its product as uncharacterized. Gene Ontology annotation, molecular function: box H/ACA snoRNA binding; telomerase RNA binding. The transcript is spliced from 2 exons. Gene Ontology annotation, biological process: positive regulation of telomerase RNA localization to Cajal body; ribosome biogenesis; rRNA pseudouridine synthesis. The record is from RefSeq and is a predicted model, not a curated record. Gene Ontology annotation, cellular component: box H/ACA snoRNP complex; box H/ACA telomerase RNP complex. Bases 126 to 608 code for a protein of 160 amino acids. Lineage: Eukaryota; Fungi; Ascomycota; Sordariomycetes; Sordariales; Sordariaceae.